Molecule: messenger RNA, 630 nt
Organism: Kuraishia capsulata CBS 1993
Lineage: Eukaryota; Fungi; Ascomycota; Pichiomycetes; Pichiales; Pichiaceae
Exons: 1
Coding region: 1-630 (209 amino acids)
Cellular component (GO): nucleus
Molecular function (GO): protein N-terminal-serine acetyltransferase activity; histone H2A acetyltransferase activity; histone H4 acetyltransferase activity
Source: RefSeq, a predicted model, not a curated record
AUGACAUUUGAGUCGGACUUCGCGCCCAAACUGGUCGAGCUCGCCAGAAACCGAAUACCACCUGCUCCGACUGUCACCAAUAAAGAUGGGGAAGAGUCUCUUCUAUUAAAGACCACUAUCAAGGCUGUUUCUGAGUUGCACAUUGGUUUGCUCACAGAAUGCCUUGAGCUGGUAGAUCUGAAUUUGUCUGAAUACUACACAUCAAUAGAAGGCCCGGACUGGAAGGUAGACAAAUUGCAGGAGAUGAAAGAGGAUGGCCUGGUGUACUGUAUGUUCCAUUCGUCCCUUACUGGCAAACCCGUGGCCUUUUUUUCAUUCAUGGUGACAAUUGAAGAAGGAGAGAACGUUGUGUAUUUAUUCGAGAUCCACGUCUCGCCGAAGUGGCAAAAUGCCAAGCUGGGGACAAGAUUACUCGAGUAUGUCUCAGAUAUAACCAGAUCACUCUCAUGUGGCUUUCCAGACAUAGCGGGAAUCAUGUUGACAGUGUUUCCAGAGAAUAGGGCACUCGGGUGGUACUUCAAAAAUGGGUUCACGUUUGCUUCGCAUUCGCCAAGAGAUAAAACCCUGAGAUUUGGAAAAGUUUUGAAACCAGAUUAUUAUCUGCUUUUUAAGAACGUUGAUCCACGAUGA